This is a messenger RNA of Soboliphyme baturini, 1179 nucleotides long. The record is from the annotation of a GenBank genome assembly. NCBI's taxonomy places the organism in Eukaryota, Metazoa, Nematoda, Enoplea, Dioctophymatida, Soboliphymatidae.
AUGCUUGCUGAAUUUGAGAGACGAAAACGUGCGCGCCAGUUGACCCUGCCCACUGAUGACUACGAGGUGAAGGCGCUGUUGCGACAGAUAGCCGAGCCAAUUUGCCUCUUCGGCGAGGAUAAGCCAGACAGACGCGAGCGGUUGCGCAAAAUUUUGUCGUUAAUGGACGAAGAAGAAGCCCACCGGAUUCUGAGACGCGAGGAGCCACGAUCUGAUCUGCCGAAGGAAGAGGAAAACACGUGGUACCAUGAAGGAUCUGAGGCACUACGACAGGCGCGCCAGUUCAUCGCCCGUUUCUCGAUUCCCAGAGCAAAAGAACGGUUGGAGAAAGUGCGAGAACUGAAGAAGUGUCCCCCUCAACAACGGGCCAUUCGUAUACAGGAAACGCACAAGUGGAUCAGGAACGUAGCAAAUUACUGCAGUCAGGUGGGCGAUUCAAGGCCAGUCGCCUACUGCGAAUUUAGCCCUGACUCGAAGUACAUCGCUACUGCCGGAUGGAGCGGUGUAUGCAAGUUAUGGGCUGUGCCCGACUGUAGUCUGAUUCGCACCUAUCAGGGUCAUAACGACAGUGCCGGCUGCAUUCGCUUUCACCCAUCAUCAACGAUAUCAGCCAGCAGGACUGAACUUAACAUGGCGUCGUGUUCCCAUGAUGGCAGCGUCAAGUUGUGGAAUUUGGAAAGCGAACUUCCUAUCGCAGAUAUUGAAGGUCAUGCGCCCUAUCGAGUGUCUCGUUUGGCUUUUCAUCCUUCAGGACGGUUCUUGGCUACCUGCUGUUUUGACAAGUCAUGGAGACUGUUCGAUCUUGAGCAGAACGAAGAGGUAUUGUUUCAGGAAGGUCACAGUAAGGCGGUGUUCGACAUCGCGUUCCAGUGCGACGGGUCUGUCGCUUUGACUGGUGGUCUUGAUACUUAUGGCAGAGUAUGGGACCUUCGAACAGGUCGUUGUAUAAUGUUCCUGGAAGGUCAUCAAAGGGACAUACUUACGGUCGAGUUCCUACCGAAUGGCUUCCAGAUGGUUACUGGCGCUGCCGACAACAAUUGUAAAAUUUGGGACCUUCGAAUGCGGCGCUGCAUUUACACAGUACCGGCACAUCAUAGCGUGGUAUCUAAAUUGUGUUUAGACACCAAGAAUGGUGAUUACAUGCUGACCGGUUCGUACGACUGUUCAAUUAAGCGGUAA